Panicum hallii is the source of this 1113-nucleotide messenger RNA. Its product is annotated as 54S ribosomal protein L24, mitochondrial. Gene Ontology annotation, molecular function: structural constituent of ribosome. The transcript has 3 exons. NCBI's taxonomy places the organism in Eukaryota, Viridiplantae, Streptophyta, Magnoliopsida, Poales, Poaceae. Gene Ontology annotation, cellular component: mitochondrial large ribosomal subunit. Bases 133 to 756 code for a protein of 207 amino acids. The record is from RefSeq and is a predicted model, not a curated record.
CGGCGAACCGAGCGGAAGCAUCCCUCGCCCAGCACCGUAGGCGCCCUAGGCACCAAAACCUCGCGAAGCAACCGGCCGCCGGCGCCGCCGUCCAAGCAAGAGGACGAGGACCGGAGGAGGAGUGGAGCAAAGAUGUCGUUCCGGGCGCGGGAGAUGUACAAGAAGGUGGUGCGGCGCGUGGGCGGCGACGGGAAGCUGCCGGCGGAGCUGAUGAAGUCGGUGAAGGACAUGCUCCCCGACAGCAAGGUCGUCAUGGGCCGGGCCAAGCGCGGCAUCUUCGCCGGCCGCCACAUCCAGUUCGGGAACAAGGUCUCCGAGGACGGCGGCAACAAAUCAAGGCGAUCAUGGAAGCCAAAUGUUCAGGAGAAGCGUCUCUUCAGCUAUAUUCAUGACCGUCACAUUAGAGUUAAGGUUACCACACAUGCACUUCGGUGCAUUGACAAAGCUGGUGGUAUAGAUGAAUACCUCCUGAAGACACCUUACAACAAAAUGGAUACUGAGAUGGGGAUAGUGUGGAAAGCAAAGAUUGAAAAGAUGUAUUCAGAGCUGGCUGAAAUGGAAGUAGGCUUCUUCCCUCCUGAGGAAGAGGCAAAAAUUGAACAGGGCUUUGAUGAGGUCCGUGCUGCCAAGAGAGACUUCCGUAGGGAAGCAAGAAGAGCUUUGGCAAAGCAAAGACAGUUAGAAGCAGGUAAAGACCAAACAACUGAAGUCACAGACAAAAAGGAAGAGGUAUCUGCUACUGCUGCUGCAGUUUGAACCUGAACCUUUGUACCUGUCUUGAAUGAUAAAUGGAGGCAGCAAAACAUUGGUUGUUCCUGGGCAAAUAAUGGAGGGCUUACUCUUGAUAUAAACUGGGCAAAAUUUCUUGUGUGGUAACUAUACCCCUUUUUUGGGAGCAGCAGCGUAUGUUAAGCCAACCUCUCUUCUAUAUCAACAUCUUAGUGUUGUAAGAACUCCUAUUUUGGUGGAAAUUUUGUACAACCAUUGAAUACUCAAGACUCAAGAGUCUGAAUUGAGGUAGUUUAUCAUGUAGAAUUUCUCUAUUUACUGCAGCUGCCACACCAACUGAAUUGUUAAAAUAAUAGCGAUUAACAUCCUAGCUCAUUUCUGUUA